This is a messenger RNA of Ctenocephalides felis (cat flea), 588 nucleotides long. Its product is annotated as potassium voltage-gated channel protein Shaw-like. Gene Ontology annotation, biological process: potassium ion transmembrane transport. The transcript has 4 exons. Gene Ontology annotation, cellular component: dendrite membrane; axon; voltage-gated potassium channel complex. The record is from RefSeq and is a predicted model, not a curated record. Gene Ontology annotation, molecular function: delayed rectifier potassium channel activity. Lineage: Eukaryota; Metazoa; Arthropoda; Insecta; Siphonaptera; Pulicidae. The annotation marks the transcript as partial.
AUGAUUAAGAAAGUUACGGCAUUUUUGUCAGUGCCCUCGAGAGGCAUAAAUUUAAAUCCGGCUCUGUGUGUAGCAUGCUUGAAGAGCACGCUCGCGAUUUUGGACAAACUCGAAUUAGACUCUGAACAACCGACGGAGCAGGCCGUUGCGCGCCUCUUUGGUUUCGAAGACGCGUUGCUGGGUGGCCGACUGACGACAUGGCAGCGACUCAAGCCGCGCGUUUGGGCACUUUUCGACGAACCGAAAAGCUCCACGGGCGCCAAGGUAGUAGCCGUGAUAUCAGUGUUCUUCAUAUUUACAUCAGUCUUAUCGUUUUGCCUGAAGACUCAUCCAGGCCUUCGUGUUCCUAUACCUACAAGCAUCAAUGCCAGUGCCAACAACUCACUAAUUACAACAACUAUUGUUCCUGUCACGACACAACCGCCGCCACCCAUAAGGAGUAACAGACAUGGAUCCAGCGGAAGUUCUAGAUAUCGAUAUGAGGAUGACGAUUGGCAAGAAAAUUAUGGGCAACCGCACGAAGCAUUUUUUUACGUGGAAUUAGUUUGUAAUAUUUGGUUUACAUUCGAAUUAGCUGUUAGGACAGUG